AUGGGUUUUGCCCUGGAGCGUUUCGCUGAAGCCGUGGACCCGGAUUUCGAGUGCAAGUUGUGCGGCCAGGUGCUGGAGGAGCCCCUGUGCACGCCUUGCGGCCACGUCUUCUGCGCCAGCUGCCUGCUGCCCUGGGCAGCGCGGAGGCGCCGGUGCCCGCUGCAGUGCCAGCUCCUGGCGCCGGGCGAACUGUACCGGGUGCUGCCUCUGCGCAGCCUCAUCCAGAAGCUGCGCAUCCAUUGCGAUUACCGCGCGCGCGGCUGCAGCCUCUCCGUCCCGCUGCGCGAGCUGGCCGCGCACGUCGAGCGCUGCGACUUUCGCCCUGGCCCCUGCCUCCAGGGCGGCGUCUCGGGACCCGGCGAUUGCCGCCGCGGGGACGUGCCCGCGCGGGAGGGCGGCGGAGCCCCGCCGGGAGACCGCAGGGGCGCGGGCGGGGGGCUGCCGGGCGGCGGCGGCGGGAGCGGGCCGGGGCCUGGCGUCCUCGCCUGGAGGCGGCGCGAGAAGGCGCUGCUGGCGCAGCUCUGGGUGCUGCAGGGCGAGGUGCAGCUCACGGUCCGCAGGUACCAGGAGAAGUUCGCUCAGUACAUGGCUCACGUCCGCAACUUCGCCAGGGACCUGGGCGGCGGCCACGGCCGGGGUGGAGAACAUAAGCCAUUCAUCAUUGUGUUAGAAAGAGAAAAUGACACCUUGGGAUUCAAUAUAAUAGGAGGGCGACCAAAUCAGAAUAAUCAGGAAAAAAAAUCAACAGAAGGAAUUUAUGUGUCAAAAAUUCUGGAAAAUGGACCUGCUGACAGAGCCGAUGGCCUGGAGAUUCAUGACAAAAUCAUUGAGGUCAACGGGAAGGAUCUGUCAAGGGCCACCCAUGAGGAGGCAGUGGAAGCCUUUCGCAAUGCCAAGGAGCCCAUUGUGGUCCAGGUGCUAAGGCGAACACCUCUCAGCAAGCCAGCCUACUUGACACCCCCCGAGGUGCAGCUCAUGAACGCCAGCACCCAGACGGACAUCACCUUCGAGCAUAUCAUGGCGCUGGCCAAGCUCAGGCCUCCCACUCCACCAGUGCCCGACAUCUGUCCCUUUCUGCUCUCAGACAGCUGCCAUUCUCUUCAUCCAAUGGAGCAUGAGUUUUAUGAAGACCAUGAGUAUCUUUCCAGUUUACCUGCUGAUGGAGACAGAACCGAAGACUUUGAAUAUGAGGAGGUCGAGUUAUGUCGUGUUAGCAGUCAAGAAAAGCUGGGCCUGACAGUCUGUUACCGAACAGAUGAUGAAGAAGACACUGGCAUUUAUGUCAGCGAGGUUGAUCCAAACAGCAUUGCUGCAAGAGAUGGCCGAAUUCGAGAAGGGGAUCGUAUUCUGCAAAUAAAUGGGGAAGAUGUCCAGAAUCGAGAAGAAGCAGUGGCAUUGCUGUCUAGUGAUGAGUGCAAAAGGAUUGUGCUGUUGGUUGCGAGGCCAGAGAUCCAGCUGGAUGAAGGCUGGCUGGAAGAUGAAAGGAAUGAGUUCUUAGAGGAGUUAAACUUGGAGAUGCUGGAAGAACAGCAUAAUGAAGCCACGCAGCACACGGCCAAGGAGGUGGAGCAGCCAAAAAAACAAGAAGAAGAAGAAGGUACCACAGACACAGCCACAUCCUCAUCCAAUAACCAUGAGAAGGACAGUGGUGUUGGGCGCACAGAUGAAAGCUUAAGAAACGAUGAGAGCUCAGAGCAAGAGAAUGCAGCUGAGGACCCCAACAGCACAUUUUUGAAGAGCAGGAGAGAACUGGGGCAGAGCCAAGACACGCUGGGAAGCAUUGAACUUCAGUGCAACGAGAGCUUCGUGUCUGGUGAAUGCCUAGACUCAGACUGCACUGGCCACCCAGACGAGGAGUGUGAAAGAUUCCGGCAGCUCUUGGAGCUCAAGUGCAAGAUUGGAAAUCAUGGCGAGUAUGACCUGUAUUACUCGAGCAGCACAAUUGAAUGCAAUCAGGGGGAACAGGAGGGAGUGGAACAUGAGCUGCAGUUGCUUAAUGAAGAGCUAAGAAACAUUGAACUUGAGUGUCAGAAUAUCAUGCAAGCUCACAGGCUCCAGAAAGUGACAGAGCAGUAUGGAGACAUCUGGGCGUUGCAUGAUGAAGGGUUCCGAAAUUAUAAUACCAGCAUGGAUAUGCAAAGGGGGAAACUCGAUGACAUCAUGGAACACCCAGAGAAGUCAGACAAGGACAGCUCUAGUGCUUACAACACAGCUGAAAGCUGCAGAAGCACCCCACUCACUUUGGACCGGUCCCCCGACAGUUCCCUUCCAAGAAUGAUCAACCUUACCAACAAGAAAAAUCUGAGAAGCACAGCUGCAGCCGAUCAGUCCUCUUCUGGACAGAGCAGCAAAGACUCCGCCUCCACCAAAGCCAAAACCACCGAACAAGGUUGCAUCAUGGCGUGCAAGGAGAAGAUACUGGAAAGCAAGCUGUCUGAUCAGGAGAAGGCAGGCAGCGAACACACCCCUUACCUCUCUCCCUACCACAGCUCCUCCUACAGAUUCGCCAACAUCCCGGCACACGCCCGCCACUAUCAGAGCUACAUGCAGCUCAUUCAACAGAAAUCGGCAGUCGAGUACGCGCAGAGUCAGCUCAGCUUGGUGAGCAUGUGCAAGGAGUCCCCUAAGUGCUCGGAGCCAAAGAUGGAGUGGAAGGUGAAGAUCAGAAGUGACGGUACCCGGUACAUCACCAAGAGGCCGGUGCGAGACCGCAUUCUGAAGGAGCGUGCCUUAAAGAUCAAGGAGGAGCGGAGCGGCAUGACCACCGACGACGACACCAUGAGUGAAAUGAAGAUGGGGCGCUACUGGAGCAAAGAAGAGAGGAAGCAACAUCUGGUGCGGGCGAAGGAGCAGCGGAGGCGCCGAGAGUUCAUGAUGCGGAGCCGGCUGGAGUGUCUCAAGGAAAGUCCCCAGAGUGGCAGCGAGGGCAAGAAGGAGAUCAACAUCCUCGAACUGAGUCACAAGAAGAUGAUGAAGAAGAGGAACAAGAAAAUCUUGGACAACUGGAUGACAAUCCAAGAACUGAUGACGCAUGGAGCUAAAUCUCCCGACGGCUCGCGGGUUCAUAACGCCUUCUUGUCAGUCACCACUGUAUGACCGGAUGCAAAUGAUUUUCAGAAGAUGCUACCAGUUUGGGUAGAGUAUGAUUGCCUCGUUAAAUGUGGCAUUUUUAUAUAUAUUUUGUGACUCUUUAUAGUUUAAAGUUUUUGUAAGCAAAAAUACUUGGUAAUUUUUUCAUUUGUUAUUCAUAUACUGGUACCUUCUUUUUGGCUGAAAUCUUCCUUUAACUUGUGAUAUAUUCAUAUUACUCAUUUAUAUAUAAAAAACAAACAUAAGAAAAGAAAAAAAAAGCUUGAAGGAAAAUACUGAGGAGUCAAUUAAUUUCCUAUUUUAAUGUAUCUAUUGUAAGUUAAGAUCUGGAUUUAUUUCUCUAGUUUACUUAUUUUCUACUUUAAUAACAACUCAAUGCCAAAACCUUUCUAUGCUUGCUUCUUGGUGGAAUAUGUAGUAAAUCAAACCUGUUAAUUAAUCCCGUGCUGCAUCUUGUCUUAUACAUAAAGCCACUUCUUUUAACAUCCUAUUGUACAUUGAACACUGAAAUGGCCAUUGUCUUUGUCUCAGUAAAGUGUAAGUGGACAAUCUUCUGUGAUAUGUGGUGACACAUUGGUCAUGUAGCUAGAUAAUUGUGGUAAUUGUGACAAUAAAAGAGAAAUAAAUUAUUGAUUAUCCUUAAGAAAUGUCAUCAAGGAGUGUUUUAUUUUCAUUGUCCACUGUGUUACCAGAUAUAAAUUAGUUACAUAUGUAUACUAUUUAGAAGACUCCUAUUUGUGGAUUAUAAAAUGUGUACAUUUUCUAUUCCUUUUUUUCAAUAAAAUUGUCUUGAAAUA
Talpa occidentalis (Iberian mole) is the source of this 3887-nucleotide messenger RNA. RefSeq names its product PDZ domain containing ring finger 4 (gene PDZRN4). The record is from RefSeq and is a predicted model, not a curated record. The coding region runs from base 1 to 3096 and encodes 1031 amino acids. The transcript is spliced from 10 exons. Gene Ontology annotation, molecular function: protein binding. NCBI's taxonomy places the organism in Eukaryota, Metazoa, Chordata, Mammalia, Eulipotyphla, Talpidae.